Molecule: messenger RNA, 2000 nt
Organism: Corticium candelabrum
Lineage: Eukaryota; Metazoa; Porifera; Homoscleromorpha; Homosclerophorida; Plakinidae
Exons: 1
Coding region: 1-1794 (597 amino acids)
Molecular function (GO): protein binding
Source: RefSeq, a predicted model, not a curated record
AUGGAACACCGACCCCUGUCUCUCGGGGAGCUGUUAAGGCAAGACUUGACACUUCCCAUCACAUUGCACGUCGUUAGAGGCUACCGAGGAUGCGACAAACUGAGAUCCGUAGAUAGCGGUGCUCGCAUACGACUUCAUUUCUACCGAGAAGAGACGGUCCUUAGGGGACGAGUAGAGCGGGGAAACCAGCAGUUGACAAUACCAUUGCACUGUGAGGAGCUCUUCGAGCUUCUCCCUUCUAUACCCGAGUUGGACGACAUGCGGUAUGAAACAGUCAGACAACUCUUGUUCGCCCACCCUAUGCCUAGCAAAGUGAGAGUGACCCAAGGAUGGAGAGGAGACAGAGACGAAAAUACAAUCCAAGAGAACGACGAGCUAGAAGAUAUAAAGAGUAUCGACGACUGCAUCCUGGGACCGUGCCUACUUGCUAACAGAGUCAUUGAGACGGAAGACCGUGUUUUGAAAAAGGAACGUGUUUGCAUUUCCUACGAGGCGGCAGCCCACUUUACUACAGAAGCGGAUCAUCGCAAGCGUUACAGAGCGAUCAAUUUGGUACACAACCAGCAGCCUCUCCCUCAACGCGUGCGCGUCCACAGCUUCAAAAGGGAGACCAGACUGCCUGCAGUUCCGGUGAAAGUAAAGUUGAUGGAAACAGCAACACUUCGAAUGGCAGUUUGUAGUGACAUGGAAAACGGUCGCCUCUUUCUUCUGCCUGAGAGUCUAGAUGACGUCCUCGUGCGUGUGCAGCUCAUGCCACCCAACACAAGAGAAGACAAGUCACAAACUCUCUAUAUGGGGAUGGAAGUAGUAUGCUUACCAAAAAUUGGACCCCAACCAUUUGACUUCAUUUUUAAAACUAGGACAGCAUCGUCCUGUAGCAAAGAAAUUCCACAGAUGUUGACAGUGCUGAUGCCCAGCUGUAAGGAUUGUGUAGGCACACCGGAAAGACACCUGCCCGACUAUAGGACAUUUGCAACACUUGGGGCUGUGGAGACCCAGGACGUGGGCACAUCAGUCGUUCACGUUAACAGUCGAGAAAGCAAAAAUGUCAUGACAAGAAAUUGUAAAUUGCAAAAUGAAUCUUUCCAAUUACAGAGUCUGCUGAAUGCGAGCGACAAGGUGGAUGUUGAAACCGACCAGUAUUAUGAGGUAGUUGAUAUGAAAGAGGAAAGUGGGUCAGAAGAUGACUGUUAUGAUUAUAUCGACAAUCCUAGAAACCUACCUGAAAUGAAGCCACAAAAUACAACAAGGUCUCUAAGCACAACAGAUACUGAUUUACAGUAUGGUUAUGUUGAUCAGGAAAUUAAAGCCAUGCAACUAAGAAAUCCACCACUACCACCUACACGUCCUCCUCAGAGCAGACAUUCCUUACAAGAACAAAAGCUGCAACAAUUAUCAGUGAUGAAAAACAAACUUGUCUCAUUGAAAAAGGAAAAUGAAAGGCUUGAGAAACAGAUAAGCAAACAAGUGCAAGUGUCCGAGCAACUGACAUCACAGGUACAAACUAUGCAGGCAGAUGGUAACCAAGACAUCAAUGAGAUUGACCCCAAGACUUUCAGUCAAUGGUUGCAAUCGUUAAGCAAUGUUCAAGUUAUUCGUCUAUUGGAAAAUCUGCGACUAGAUCGAUAUGUGAACGACUUUCUUCAAGCGGAAUUUGAAGCACACGAAUUGAGUGGGUGUGAUCGGGCGUAUCUCGAAGAUGUCGGUAUGAAACCAGCACAUGCUGUGAAGUUACUGACGGUGUUACAGGGUAGGCUGCCACCAGGAGUGCAGUGGGAAAAUUUGCUGCAAUAGAAAUUGGUCAGACGACAUUAGUUUGUAUGUUUUGUACAGUGUGGAUACAUAUACCUUAGAUACAAGAACAAGAUACUGUUUCACUUGGUCAUCGAUCAUGAUACAUUUUUACAAUAAUAGUUUCUAUGGCAACAUGUCUGCCCAUUAUCUUGAAAUAUUUUAGAAUAAUUGUUACAUUGUUUUGAUGUACUGUGAUUUGAAAAACC